Molecule: messenger RNA, 3378 nt
Organism: Microstroma glucosiphilum
Lineage: Eukaryota; Fungi; Basidiomycota; Exobasidiomycetes; Microstromatales; Microstromataceae
Exons: 2
Coding region: 1-3378 (1125 amino acids)
Biological process (GO): DNA-templated transcription; regulation of DNA-templated transcription
Molecular function (GO): zinc ion binding; DNA-binding transcription factor activity, RNA polymerase II-specific; DNA binding
Source: RefSeq, a predicted model, not a curated record
AUGGCCACCUCCCGAGGCGGAGAUGGCGUUGGUGCCCACGAUCCCACUCCUUCAACAUCCUACGAUACUUACUAUAACAAUGCCGCUCACCCGAACACCUUGCCCCCCAAUGUGAUCAACGCGUACAGCGGCAACUUUGAAUACACUAGUCAGCCACAGCAACAACAUCACCACCACCAAUCGCAACAGCAUCAGCAGCAAUCGCACCUCCCUCCUCCACUCCCACCUGCGAAUGAAUACGAUCAAUCACACGAAGCUGCAAUCUAUGGCAGCACUGGGGUGGACGAUGGGCCCGAUGCAGACGCGACGGCAGAAUACUCUCUCAACGGUCUCGUCGGAGAUGGCCAACAGACCGAUGCAAUGUCUGCAGCAGAAGACGACGACGAUGUCAAUUCCACAAGAAAGAGGAACAAGGCCGGCAAUGGUAGAGUGGCGAAGGCAUGCCAACCUUGCAGCAGCAAGAAGAGGCGCUGCGAUGGAGCCCAACCAGAGUGCUCAGUCUGCAAGGUCCUGGGUACGCCCUGCUCCUACAAUAAUACUGGUCUCAAACGAGGUCCCCCCAAAGGAUUUCGAUCUGGGCCCAAGGAAUCGGCCAAGGCCAAGCUAUCUCGGGUUCUCGAGACAACCAUCCGCGAUCUCACCACUCAACUGGGAGUAGAGGAGGCAAAGCAAGAGAUCAUCCGCGUUAGUCGAGAACGCGGACUGGCUGAUGUUGCGAAUCUCCUGCCACCCACACUGGUGCAGCACCAACCCACCCCUUCGACCUCGGCAGAAGCAGGCCCAUCUUCAACAAACGCCAACCAGCUCGGCGUUACAGAAAAGGCUAUUGAAACUUCGAUAGCUGCCGACCCAGAUGCCUUCUUGAGCGUAAAUGAAAGAGGCGAUUUACUGCAUCGUGGCUCAAGCAGCGGAAUCCAGCUGCUGCGACGUAGCACAGCCGCUGGUUCGGGAGGCUCGCCCUCUUCACCUUCGACCAAUUCUCCUACUACUCCGGGAGCACCGCUCGAGAGCAACCGUGGGGGUAGUUCCAUCAACGACACCAUCGUUGUUCCCAUCUCUUCCCCGGUCACUACGCGUCUCCAUGGUCCCUCCAGUCCACCAAAUCAAUUCGAUCAUCGACAAAGCGGGCCAUCUGGCAGUUCCAAUGAUCUCGCUGCUACGGCAGCUGCCAUCAUCGAUCCGUCUCUGAACGGAGGAUCCAGCUACUUUGAGUCGCUGCAAGAUCCUGUAGUCUCCCCCGAAGAAUCUCACAAGCUGUUAGAGAAUUACUGGCGUAGCUUCCAUCCUUACUGGCCAAUACUGUACAAGGCCGUCUUGGACGACAUUCCUCAUGACCAAGUCACUUCCCGCCUCGAUGCUCUCCUUCUGAACGCUAUCUAUGCCAUUGGCUCCUCUGGCAGGAGCUUCGGUGAAUCAAAAGGCAACAACCCCCAAUACGAUGCCGCUCGGUACUCUGGGGAGAUCUUCGCACAAGCAGCGGAGCGUCGUCUGUACGCAUCCGGGCUCCGACCCACGGUCUCGGCUGUCCAGGCAUGCGCCCUGCUUGCUAUCUACGCUCACGGCAACGGUGACCUCAGCCGGAGCUGGGUCUUCUCUGGCAUUGCCAUUACAAUGGCCACUGACCUGGGUCUCCAUCGUUGGCCCUUCAGGAUGGAGCUGUUGAACAACUCUGCUGAGCGUGAGACUCGAACACGCCUCAUCUGGUCACUCUAUAUCCUAGACAAGAUCCUCUGCUGCGAGAUGGGAAGGAGUCCGCUUCUUCGGGUGGCCGAGAUGGACCCUCCGUUGCUGUCCGAAGACGUGCCCGAUGAGCAUGAACAUAUGGAUGGCUAUCCCAUGCGGAUCGCCUCCUGCUUCAACGCAGCCAGCGGGCUCUUCGCCGUGAUAGAGCACAUACUGUCGCGUGUCCACAGCCUACGCCGUAAGGCUGUUCUCCGACGAGACGGCAGCUCGGACGAAACGCUCACUGAGCUUGACGGAGAAUUGCAGAAGUGGAAGCAAUCUCUUCCGCCUCAUCUGCGCACUCCAGCAGAUGGUUCACGGCCGAAGGUAGGUUUCCCGGGAGUGGUCUGGGCUCUGGGUGUAUGGGAGGCUACGGCCACUAUGCUUCUUCAGCGUCCCUUCAUUCCUCAAGGUGUCGAAGGGGAGCCUCCAAGUCUCCACGAGGUCAUGAACAAUGCCAGCCAUCGCAAGGCGAUCGCUGCAGCGGAUGAAUUAUGCCGCCUACUCAAAUUUGAUGUGGAAGAAAAGAAGAACGAGUACCCCACAAACUUGUAUCCCUCAGACUAUGCCUACUGUCUCUUCACAACGGCAGUGAUGUACCUCUUCGAUGCACGCAUCAACGUAUCUGGGGCAAGACGUAAGUUUGCCAUUUGCCGCAACCAGAUCAAGAAGCUAUCCAGUCGCUGGCCGGCUGCGUCCGCUCACAGACAGCUGCUGGACGGCUUCACAGCGGUAGCGGAUGACGCUCUCGGUCGACCUGGUCCCUUCUCGAGUCCAGUAGGCUCUCAUCCACAGCCAGAGUACAAUGCCGCCAACAUCGAGUCUUGGGCCAUCCAGACGGCGCAGACUGCUCAGGCCAGUCCUGUACAACAUUCCGCCAACGGUCUUCAGCAACAGCAGGCACAGCAGGGAAUCAAGCCCGAACAGGGAUCGAAUACAGGAGGACUCACGGAGGAACAACGUCAACAGCUGCUAGAGUUCUACAUGGAGUCGUCUCACCGCUUCGGCUCGGGAGACCAUUCGCCCUCGCGUCGACAGCUCGAUCACUUCGCACCUGGCCUCUUCGAUGUCGAGACGGCAUUCUGGAAUGAGUCUGCCGGGUCUUCAAGCUCGUUAACCAAUGCUUUCCAGACGCCGCAAGUCAUGGGUCCCCCGAGUGGACCGCAUGGUGUAGGGUCCGGGCAGCACAAUGUUCAGCAGCAUGGCGGCCGACAGCAGCAAGGCUCUCUGCUGGCCGGGCAGCGACGCAGUGGUAAGAGCAGACGUGGACAGCAGCAGCAUGGUGGACUAGCUAUGCUAGCCGCUCUGGCUCCCGCUGUAGGCCAUCAAUCGCAGCAACAGCAGCAACACCCUCAGCAGCAGCAGCAACAACAACAACAGCAGCAGCAGCAGCAGCAGCAGCAGAUGGGCAACGAAGGACUCGAAGGCGUACCUCUGCAAGGGCUUGCCCAUUUGGCCGCUUUCCAACCCGUGCAACAACAGCUUCACGCAGCUCAACACCAGAGCUCGCCCUUUGCCUUCCCUCUUGACCCUGGGCAGCCGGCAUGGACCGAUCCGAUCAUGAGCGCCCUCGAUCUUGGGCCCGCCUUUGCACACCACCAGCACCAACACUCCGGCGGAUCCGGGGGAACAGGUGGCGGUCGUGGUGGGCAGUAA